CUCAAGACGAGGACAAACAGUUUUGCACUUUAUCAUUAUCAUCCUUCCAACUUCAUCUCCUCUAUCAUGGCUCCAUCAGCCACCCUCCUCUUCCUCCUCGGCGUGCUGACCUCCACCGGCUCUCUGCCUCCUCCUCGGAUCUCCUUCCUCUUCAACUCCACAGAACGACCUCUCAUCCACUUCAGCCUCUGUGAUGUACACAACACCACCACACUGUUGCUGAGCGACGAUGGGUCCACCCUGUAUGUCGGGGCGCGAGAUGCUGUCCUCUCGUUGGACAUCAGUCAUAGUGAUGUCAUCAGCCUGAAGAGGAAGGUGUCAUGGCGUCCGUCUGAGGAUGACAUUAGGGAGUGUCAAGUUAAAGGGAAGAAUCCAGAGGUCGACUGUCCGAACUUUGUCCGUGUGCUGCAGCUGAUAAACUCCACCCACCUUUACACCUGUGGCAGCUUCGCCUUCAACCCUCGUGAUGCCUUCAUCGAUGCUGCGAGUUUCUCUAUGGUUCAAUAUGAUAGUGUUAAAGGUCGCUGUCCAUUCAGCCCCUUCCAGAGGAACACCGCCAUCGUCAUCGAUGGCGAGCUGUUCACCGCUACAACCAGUGACUUCAGAGGAGUCAAACCGCAGAUUUCUCGACACUUCAGCAAACGCAGUCAUCCUAAUGUCCAUCAGGACACGUCUGUCAGUUUACUGGAUGAGCCAACUUUCGUUGGCUCGUCGUCGGACCCGGCGGAGAGGAAGCUCUACUUCUUCUUCAGUGAAGUUGGGAAAGAGUUCAGCUUCAUUGAUGAGCUGCAGAUUCCACGAGUCGCACAAGUCUGUAGGGAUGACGUCGGUGGACAGAGGACUCUGCAGAAGAAGUGGACGUCCUUCGCCAAAGCUUCUCUUCUCUGUCAAUCUCACAAACAGCUUCCCUUCAACAUUCUCCAGGACGUGUUCACCCUGCAGCCACCAGAGGGCAGCAAUCCCUCUGACACCCUGUUCUAUGGCGUCUUCACCUCUCAGUGGUCCUCAGGUCGUCAGUCUGCUGUCUGCGUCUUUAAGCUGCAGGACAUCAGGACGGUGUUCUCUGGGAGCUAUAGGACCUUCGACAUGGAGAUGCACCAGUGGAGUUCACUGCUGGGAAAACACUCGUACCUGGGACAGUGUGGACUGGACAAAGCCACCGAUUCAGAGCUAGAGGAGGUGAAGAGGAGUUUUCUGACCAGUGGUGGAGUCAAACCUGUGGCAGACGGUCCAGUGGUUGUUUCCUCUGAGCAUCAGUACAGUCGUGUGGUGGCGAUGAGGACGACAGCAGCAAACGGCAAACAGUACACCGUCCUUUUUCUGCUCACAGAGUCUGGAUUCCUGCACAAGAUUGUUGUUCUGGAUUGGGGUGCCCUGGUCAUUGAGGAGAUUCAGGUCUUCACACAGCCACAGCUGGUGAAGAGCAUCGUUCUCUCGACCACCAGGGGGGCAGUAUACGUGGGAACGUCUGAGGGUGUCACCUCCGUCCCUGUGGCGAACUGCUCCGUUUACAGAAGCUGCGGUCAGUGUGUUCUGGCCAGAGAUCCUCUGUGUGGGUGGAGUCCGACCAGGAGGGAGUGCACAAAUCUGAACAACGAUCGUGAUCACAUAGUUCAGGAUGUGGAAAAUGGAAAUAUAGAAAAAGCAUGUCUACAACAAAUCACUAACAGUGAGGACACAGCAGAGGUCAGUGUUGGUCUGAAUGAAGUGGUUCGACUCCAGUGUGUCAAACCUUCCAACAUGGCCGCUCUGACCUGGAAGUCCCCUCAGUUCAAACACCUGCCAGAGAAACUCUUCAUCCAAUCAGCCGACGGCAGCCUCAUCUUCCAUGCUGCCGAUGCCACCUUUGGGACGUACCGCUGUGAGGCAGAGGAGGGCGGUUACAAGGAAGUGGUCGUGAGUUAUACUGUCCAACCAAUGAUUUCUCCACGCUCAAUGAUCCCAAACGCUGACAAGGACCCCAGGUCCAACAGUGAAGACGAUUCACAUUACAUUGUUCCUGAGGAAGAACUGACGUCAACACUACUACCGUCAGGAGACGCAGAGGAUGAAGGGGAUGAAUUCUCAACCAACCGUGAAGAUGAUGACAUGUCCAACAACCCCAAAUUUCAGGAUGAUGGUUUGAACUUGACCUUCAGGAACAACAACCAGUCCUUGAAGGAGACACUCAACAUCCCAGAGAAAAGUUACUACAGUGAGCUGGUGGUCGUUUCACUGCUGCUGGUGAUCUGCAUCUUCAUCCUGGUGGUUGGAGGUGCUCUCCUGUGGCGCCAGAGGAAAGCGGGCGUCAAAAAGAAUCACCUGGUCAGUGCUGACGCUGAUCGUGAGCCAGAGGUGGUGGAGACAUAAAGUUUAACUGCAUGGACUGACGCCAAGAAGUAGAAGGUCCAGGACUCACAGGAUUUAAAUUGUCAGGUUUAAAAAAAGCUCAGAAAUUCAACCUUGUCAGAUUCUUUUCACGCUCGGUUUUAUCUUGAUGUUUUUUGUUGUUGUUACUUGAUGCAAAAUUAUUUUUAUUUUCAUGUCGUUUGGAUGAGAAGUGACACGGAAUCUUUUUCAUAAUGUGUAAAAUAUUUUUGUUAUUGUUUGAAAACACUUAAUAAAAA
Molecule: messenger RNA, 2606 nt
Organism: Paralichthys olivaceus (Japanese flounder)
Lineage: Eukaryota; Metazoa; Chordata; Actinopteri; Pleuronectiformes; Paralichthyidae
Product: semaphorin-4A-like
Biological process (GO): negative chemotaxis; negative regulation of axon extension involved in axon guidance; semaphorin-plexin signaling pathway
Cellular component (GO): plasma membrane
Molecular function (GO): chemorepellent activity; semaphorin receptor binding
Source: RefSeq, a predicted model, not a curated record